CCCAGCCUGCCUGGAAAAUGGCGGCGCCCAGCGGCCAGGUGGCGGCUGUGGAUUUCGGUUCAUGGCUGGAGCGUAGGUUAGAAGAUCUUGGGAUGGACCCGGCCGUGUAUCCGGCCUAUAUCCAGGGAGUCCUGCGAGAGGAGGAAGAUGGGGACGAGAGAGACGAGGCACUGCGAGGAAUCCUGGCUGCCUUUCUGGAAGAAGACUCCUUGGAAGAAGUGUGCCUUGAAAUUGUCACAAAGUGGACUGACUUUCAGAACUCCAUCCCAGUGGAAACAACAAAAGAUGAGGUGCAGGCUCUCACCAGUAUGAUAGAAAAGCAGGCGCAAAUUGUGGUGAAGACCAGAGAGGUGUCGGAAGAGGAGCAGCAGAGGAAGGCUGCUCUCCUAGCACAGUAUGCCAAUGUUACAGAUGAAGAGGAUGAAGAUGAGGAAAAUGAAAUUAAUGGAGCAUCCGCCAUCAACCCUGAGAAAUCACUGUUUAAGAACACAAACCUUGAAGACGUUCUCAGUGCUCGAAAGCUGGAGCGCGACACCAUGCGUGAAGCCGGUCAGAAGAAAAAAGAGCAGGACAAGCAACAGAGAGAGAAUCAGAAAAUGUCCAAGCAAGAGCGCAAAGACAAAGAGAAGAAGCGCACACAGAAGGGAGAGCGCAAGCGAUAAAUUUGCAGCUACCAUAGACUAAAGCAAGGGCGGAGUAACUGGCUACAAGGCUGCUCUAUGUGUGCAGCUACAUCAGGUUUAUGGGAUGCACCAUAUUUUAUGAUUAUUGGGAAGGGAAGUCAGAGCUGCUCUGCUGCCCCCUCUCUUCUGGGAGUACAAAGCCUCUUUGGGGUUGCUGCAGGAUUUACAAAACUUCAAUAUCACCCAGCAUGCACCAGCAAACAGUCUUCACGUCCUGGGGCCCCUACUUAUACUUGCACACACAAUACACGAGAGGGCAUGGGAUGAGUUCAGUGGGAAGAACCGAAUUCUUUUGCUGCUUUAUACACUCUGCUGCCAGAAGUGCCUGAAAGCCCUGCUAUUGAGGGCUGUGUCUGGCCGCAGAGGGGUUCAUGUACGCCCUCUAUCUGUGGUGCUCCACUCCUUUUCCUUCCCCUCAGCACUGAAUGGAAAAUUAUUUAUACAUUUGUAAAUUGGUGUCUCAAAUAAACACUGCCCGGCAAACUGAA
Messenger RNA from Xenopus tropicalis (tropical clawed frog), 1171 nucleotides. RefSeq names its product coiled-coil domain containing 43 (gene ccdc43). The record is from RefSeq and is marked provisional. Lineage: Eukaryota; Metazoa; Chordata; Amphibia; Anura; Pipidae.